This is a messenger RNA of Durio zibethinus, 2272 nucleotides long. NCBI's taxonomy places the organism in Eukaryota, Viridiplantae, Streptophyta, Magnoliopsida, Malvales, Malvaceae. The record is from RefSeq and is a predicted model, not a curated record.
GUCCCACCCAACUUUUCUGGAAACGAAACUGAAAAGAUAACAUAACAUCACCAUCAUCGAGAAGCUGAAACAACGGUCUAAGCAAGUUAAAAACUUAAAAUUUCAGACAGUGCAGAUUUGCAGAUUGUCUUCCCUUUUCUUUUUUUUUUUUCUGAUAAUUUGAACUUGUAGGAAAAACCCAAUGUCCAAACAAACUUACAGGGUUUGUUUCUGCUUCAGGAGGAGGUUUAGGCUGGCAGUUUCAGAGGCACCAGAGGAGAUCAAGAAGGUGUUUGAACAAUACUCUGAGAAUGGGAUCAUGAGCGUUGAUGAACUACAGAGGUUCUUUAUUGAGGUCCAAAAAGAAAAUAAGGCUACCAGAGAAGAUUCUCAGAAGAUUAUUGAUAGUGUUAAGCAUUUUCAUAGGAAGGGUUUAAAUCUUGAAGCUUUUUUUAAGUACCUUUUUGGUGAUAUUAAUUCUCCUCUUGCUUCUCUUGGGGUGCACCAUGAUAUGAGUGCUCCUUUGUCUCAUUAUUUCAUGUAUACUGGUCACAAUUCCUAUCUUACUUGGAAUCAACUAAGUAGUGACUGCAGCGAUGUUCCAAUCAUAAGUGCACUUAAGAGAGGUGUGAGAGUGAUAGAAUUGGAUAUAUGGCCAAAUUCAACAAAAGAUAAUGUGGAUGUUCUUCAUGGAAGGACUCUGACUACUCCUGUGGAACUCAUCAAAUGUUUGAGGUCUAUUAAGGAGUAUGCUUUUGUUGCCUCAGAAUACCCAGUUGUUAUAACUCUAGAAGACCAUCUUAUCCCAGAUCUUCAGGCUAAAGUUGCUGAGAUGGUCACUCAAACAUUUGGAGACAUCCUGUUUUCUCCUGUUUCAGAAUGCUUAAAAGAAUUCCCUUCUCCAGAAUCAUUGAAGAAACGCAUAAUCAUAUCUACCAAGCCACCAAAGGAAUACCUUGAGGCUAAAGAAGUUAAGGAUAAAGAGAAUGACUCGGAGAGGGGUAAGGCCACUGAUGAAGAAGCUUGGGGAAAAGAGGUUCCAGACCUUAAAGGCAGUCAUGUAGCCGAUUACAAGAAUAACUUGGAUGAAGAAGAUGAGGCAGAUCUUAAUGAUGGAGAUAAGCCACAGCAAACACUAUCACCAGAAUAUAAACAUUUAAUUGCUAUUCAGGCUGGGAAACCAAAGGGUGGAUUAGAUGUGUGUCUAAGGGUGGAUCCUGAUAAAGUGAGACGUCUUAGCACGAGUGAGCAACAACUUGCAAAGGCUGCAGAAACUCAUGGAAAACAAAUCGUCAGAUUUACGCAGCGAAAUAUUCUUAGGGUGUAUCCCAAGGGUAUGCGCGUUGACUCUUCCAAUUACAACCCAUUUAUUGGAUGGAUGCAUGGAGCUCAAAUGGUAGCAUUUAAUAUGCAGGGUCAUGGAAGAUCUUUAUGGUUGAUGCAUGGAAUGUUCAAAGCCAAUGGGGCAUGUGGUUAUGUGAAAAAACCAGAUUUCCUAUUGAACUCUAAUGAAGUCUUUGAUCCCACACUCAAGUUACUAGUGAAAGCAACUUUGAAAGUAACUGCGUAUAUGGGGGAAGGAUGGUAUCAUGAUUUUCAUCACACACAUUUCGAUGCGAAUUCACCUCCAGACUUUUAUGCAAGGAUAAGUUGAAAUGCGGUUGGGAUUGCUGGUGUGCCAGCAGAUUCCAUGAUGAAGAAAACAAAGAGUUUAGAAGACAAAUGGGUGCCUUCUUGGAACGAUGAGUUUGAGUUCCCUCUAACUGUCCCUGAACUGGCUCCAGUUGGAAUCAAAGUGCACAAAUACGACAUGUCUGAGAAGGAUGACUUCGGAGGCCAAACAUGCCUACCACUUUCAGAACUAAGAAGUGGGAUUCGAUCGGUUCCCCUCAACAGCCGCGAGGGUGACAAGUACAAUUCUGUAAAGCUCCUUAUGCGCUUUGAAUUCGUUGCUCCAUAGUCCCCGAAGGCGAGUUCCAGUUCCAUAUCCACAUUCAAAUUGUUCGAUGGUAUUUUGUGAGCUCGUGUGAAGUUAUCUUAUCACAUGUUUGCUGUCUUAUAUGUACCAUAAAAUAACAACUGCUCUGCAGUUUUUCGUGUUUCUGCUACCAAUGCUGCGUGUAAUUAGCCAUAUUUGUAAACAAAGAAUCUUACAUUAGUGACGUAAUUAGCAAGCCUGAUAUAUAUAAUUAUCUGCUAUUAUUACUUGUAUUCAUUUUUGGUACAGCCUUUUACGAGUUGAGCAUAUAUUCAAGCUCAUUAAUGUAAUAAAAAGUUUGCCUAUAAACAUCGA